AUGAGCAGCGUCCAGGUGUCCCAGUCUUUCCAAGUGGCCCAGCUCCUCCUCCUCGUCUUCACGGUCUCCACCAUCUUCCACCUGCAGCAGCGGCUGGCAAGGGUCCAGCACACCUGGGAAGGCCCCAUGCCCAGGCUGCUGCCAGAGCCCACUCCGCCCUCGGUCGUGAGGCCGACGCAGCCGACGCAUCCCCGGCUGGAGGGCAUGUGGACCGUCAACGCCAUCGGUCGUCUGGGGAACCAGAUGGGCGAAUAUGCCACGCUCUACGCCCUGGCCAAGAUGAACGGGAGGCCCGCCUACAUCCCCGCACAGAUGCACAACACGCUGGCCCCCAUCUUCCGCAUCAGCCUCCCGGUCCUGCACAGCAGCACGGCCAGCCAAGUGCCCUGGCGGGACUACCACCUCAACGACUGGAUGGAGGAGCGCUACCGCCACAUCCCGGGGCCCUACGUGCGCCUCACUGGCUACCCCUGCUCCUGGACCUUCUACCACCACCUGCGCCACGAGAUCCUGCAGGAGUUCACGCUGCACGACCACGUGCGCGAGGAGGCCCAGGCCUUCCUGCGGGGGCUGCGGCGGCAGGGGAGCCGGCCCGGCACCUUCGUGGGUGUGCACGUGCGCCGCGGGGACUACGUGCGCGUCAUGCCACAGGUGUGGCGGGGCGUGGUGGCCGACCGCGCCUACCUGGAGCAGGCGCUGGGCUGGUUCCGGGCGCGCUACUCCGAUGCCAUCUUCGUGGUCACCAGCAAUGGCAUGGCGUGGUGCCGGGAGAACAUCGACACCUCCCGCGGGGACGUGGUGUUUGCUGGCGACGGCAUCGAGGGUUCACCCGCCAAGGACUUUGCCCUGCUCACGCAAUGCAACCACACGAUCAUGACCAUCGGCACCUUCGGGAUCUGGGCUGCCUACCUGGCGGGUGGGGACACGGUCUAUCUGGCCAACUACACACUGCCUGACUCGCCUUUCCUCAAGAUCUUCAAGCCAGAGGCGGCCUUCCUGCCGGAGUGGGUGGGCAUCCCUGCGGACCUGUCCCCGCUGCUGCAGCAGCACUGA
Molecule: messenger RNA, 1053 nt
Organism: Ochotona curzoniae (black-lipped pika)
Lineage: Eukaryota; Metazoa; Chordata; Mammalia; Lagomorpha; Ochotonidae
Product: galactoside alpha-(1,2)-fucosyltransferase 2-like
Exons: 1
Coding region: 1-1053 (350 amino acids)
Biological process (GO): carbohydrate metabolic process
Cellular component (GO): membrane
Molecular function (GO): galactoside 2-alpha-L-fucosyltransferase activity
Source: RefSeq, a predicted model, not a curated record